Lampris incognitus (smalleye Pacific opah) is the source of this 3060-nucleotide messenger RNA. Its product is annotated as neuronal PAS domain-containing protein 3. Bases 1 to 3060 code for a protein of 1019 amino acids. Gene Ontology annotation, molecular function: RNA polymerase II transcription regulatory region sequence-specific DNA binding; DNA-binding transcription factor activity, RNA polymerase II-specific; protein dimerization activity. The transcript is spliced from 12 exons. Gene Ontology annotation, biological process: regulation of transcription by RNA polymerase II. Lineage: Eukaryota; Metazoa; Chordata; Actinopteri; Lampriformes; Lampridae. The record is from RefSeq and is a predicted model, not a curated record.
AUGGGGCUCAUCGGGCACUUUCUGGCCAAUCAAGGCCAACCAGGACAGAGACCAAGGCUUGUCAUCGUCUGGCACACACGUAUCAACAGAAGUGACCCCUACUGGGAGCGGCCUGCUAACACGGGCAGCUGCUCCGCUGCCCGGCCCAAGACGCUUCACCUGGCCGGCCAACAGCAUACCUCCUCACCAUGGUUGCAGGCGCUGAGGAAGGAGAAGUCGCGAGAUGCGGCACGGUCGCGGCGUGGGAAGGAGAACUUUGAGUUCUAUGAGCUGGCCAAGAUGCUGCCGCUGCCGGGCGCCAUCACCAGUCAGCUGGACAAGGCCUCCAUCAUCCGGCUCACCAUCAGCUACCUGAAGAUGAGAGACUUUGCCAACCAGGGAGACCCGCCGUGGAACUUGCGCAUUGAAGGACCACCGCCCAACACCUCCGUCAAAGCAAUCGGAACCCAGCGUAGAAGGAGCCUAAGCGUCGUUGCCUCGGAGAUCUUUGAUCCUCACCUGGGUAGCCACAUUUUACAGUCCCUGGAUGGGUUUGUUUUUGCACUAAACAAGGAGGGCAGGUUCCUGUACAUUUCUGAGACUGUCUCCAUAUACCUGGGGCUCUCACAGGUGGAGCUGACGGGCAGCAGUGUGUUCGACUACAUUCAUCCCGGCGAUCACGUGGAAAUGGCGGAGCAGCUUGGGAUGAAGCUCCCUCCUGGCCGAGGUCUAUCUCUGUCCCAGGGAGCUGUCAAUGAAGACGGUGCCUCCUCAGCCUCCUCUUCAUCCCACUCCGAGACCCCCGAACCAGUGGAGGCGAACAGCCCCAGCCUGCUGGCCCCUGACAACUCUCUAGAACGUUCCUUUUUCGUAAGGAUGAAGUCAACGCUCACCAAGAGAGGAGUACACAUCAAGUCCUCAGGAUACAAGGUGAUCCACGUCACGGGACGCCUCAGGAUCCGGAUGGCGCUGACCCAUUCCCGCUCCGUUCCCAACCAGAUCAUGGGGAUGGUGGUGGUAGCACACGCCCUGCCACCGCCCACCAUCAACGAGGUCCGAAUCGACUGCCAGAUGUUUGUCACCCGCGUCAACAUGGACCUCAACAUCGUCUACUGCGAGAACAGGAUCAGCGACUACAUGGACCUGACUCCUGUGGACAUCGUGGGGAAGCGGUGUUACCAGUUUAUUCACGCUGAAGACGUGGAGGGAAUCAGACAUUGUCACCUGGACCUGAUGAACAAAGGUCAGUGUGUGACUAAGUACUACCGCUGGAUCCAGAAGAAUGGUGGCUACAUCUGGAUCCAGUCCAGCGCCACCAUCGCCAUCAACGCCAAGAACUCCAGUGACAAAAACAUCAUCUGGGUCAACUAUGUCCUCAGUAACCCAGAGUAUAAAGACACACCCCUGGACAUCGUCCAGCUGCCCAAUCUGCCAGAGAAGGCAUCUGAGUCGUCAGAAACCUCCGACUCCGAGUCCGAGUCCAAGGAGAACUCUGACAAUGAGAACUCAAAGUCUGAAGGGAAGCCAGGCCGCCAAUCAGAACACAGCGAGGACCCGGAGACGGAUAGCAAGGGUCAGCAACAGCCCAGCCAAUCACAGUCUUCUUCCGAACAGGAAAUGAGGCGCCAGGAAGAGGGUGAAAGCUCCAGCAACCCCGAGAGCCAAGACAGCGACGACAGUCUAGAACCUUCUGACGGCGAGGGGGAGGAGCAGGAGGAGAGAGGAGGAGGGGGGAGGGUAGGGAGAUUAGGAGAGCUGGGGGGACUUGGGGUCAUCGGCGGGUUGGGGAGUCUGGGUGGGCUUCAUAUCAAAGUGGAGCAUUAUGGUGAGGGGGAGGAAGUCGAGCUUCACAACUCCCAGUCUUCCUCAUCCGAGGAAGAGGACGAGGAAGAGGAUGAGGAGGAUGGGAGUGUGAAAGACUGCGACAGUGCCAAUGACCUCGCCAAUGCCAAUGUCAUUGCCACAACCGGCGGGAAACUCCAGAAAAGGAGGAAGAGGAGGAAAAAGCAGAAAUGGGACGGGAGCCGCAGCAGGAGGCUCCGCCUUUCCUCGACUACACCCAGCCCCGUUGCCAUGGGAGAUGCCACACCACUUAUGGAUGCCUCGCAGCCUACCACCUCCUCUACUCACCUCCUCCACACCACGACAUCAUCGAACAGUGCGGUGGCCUCUGUCCUGAAGAUCAAGACAGAAAUGUCAGAACCGAUCAACUUUGACAAUGACAGCAGCAUCUGGAACUACCCACCCAACCGGGAGAUCUCCAGAAAUGAAUCCCCCUACAGCAUGACCUCUAAACCGGCUGCCCCUGGAGCUCACGAGGCCUUCUCCUCCCCACAGGGAGGCUCCCUUCAGGUGGCCAUCCCAGACUCUGUCCUCACUCCACCCGGUACUGAGGGAGGCACCGGAGGAGCAAGAAAGCCUCCUUACAAUGGAAACUCUGCCCCUUCCUCCACCUCCAGCGCUCCAAGCUUAGCUCCUCCCUCUAGCGCCUCUUCUUCUGACCCCCUCUCCCCUCCGCUCUCAGCGUCACCGCGGGACAAACAGCAGGGCACACCCACCACCUCUUCCUCCUCCUCUUCCUCAUCUUCCUCCUCAUCCCUACUGUACUCUGGUGACCUGGAGGCGCUGCAGCGGCUGCAGGCCGGUAACGUAGUUCUCCCGCUUGUCCACCGGGUCACAGGGACUCUGGCUUCAACCACAACGGCGCCACGGGUUUACACCACUGGGACAAUCCGCUACGCCCCAGCCGACGUCACCCUGGCCAUGGCGCAGGGGAACCUGCUCCCCAACGCUGCCAUGAACUUUGUGGACAGCUCCAGCUUCAGCUUGGACCCCAAGACACCAAUGGAGAUGCUCUACCACCACGUCCACCGGCUCAACAUGUCUGCCGCCGCUGCUGCUGGUCCAUUUGUGGGCUCACCAGGGGCAGCAACAGGCGGGAAUGGGGCCCUCGGUGGCCAGAUGCCCACAGCGGCCAAUGUGUUCACCACGGCAGAGGGACUCUUCUCCACGCUACCGUUCCCAGUGUACAGCAACGGCAUUCACGCCACACAGACAACUCUGGAGAGGAAGGAGGACUAA